Molecule: messenger RNA, 2275 nt
Organism: Xylaria bambusicola
Lineage: Eukaryota; Fungi; Ascomycota; Sordariomycetes; Xylariales; Xylariaceae
Exons: 4
Coding region: 487-1938 (483 amino acids)
Source: RefSeq, a predicted model, not a curated record
UGGACAUCAUGUUAAUGGACAUCGCUUUCUAGCAACAAGGUGGCCUUCUAUUGUAUUCUCACUGCAUCCUAUGCAUACAUCAACUGGCAAGGGAUUGAUUACAUGUGCAUACUGGCCCAGGAUGCAUACACUUCACCCUAUCUCCAUGAAUUAAAUUUGCCGUCAGGGAUCGGGACGGGUCUGGAGACCUGGAGGGAGCCAUAGGUUCCAUGCGUAGAUGGGUGGAAUACCUAGGUACUCGAGUAAAUAUCCAAUUUCAAUUGACGCUUUUUUGACUCUAUAUACGUAGUAGAUGCCUACACGUCUUUCAUUCAACCCUGGCGACAAAUCCCUGGCCCAAACCAUCAUGAGCCAAUCGAUUGCCGCCCAGGCAGCUCAGCUCAGUCCUCCUUGCCGACUCAGCCUUAGCUACUAUACACCAAGGCAAACAGCUGAAAUAGGCAGGAUGCAGACCGCACAAAUCAUGGUUCCUUUCCACAUGACAGGAUGCUCUCGUACAGGCGUUUCGCCAACCAUGGGAACGUACCACUAACUCCCACCGUCCUCAAUCAAGAAUGGAAUAUCACAGGCACGGAGAGGGCUGAAUACAUUGAAGUCCUAGGGAGCCAGAGGCAUAAUGCGAGAGGUCAAGCUGGAAGCAUUAACGAGGUCGCGUCUUGUUGGUAUGGCGUACUUAACGGCGACGAGAUUCUGGACUGGGUUACCCAGCGUGGAAAAUACGCGCCGCCAAAGCCUCAAGCUCCAAACACCACAUCAAUAGCUGGGAUCAGACUUCUAAUCCUAGAACGCGACUACUACCAACCUCCAAGCUUUCGUAUCAAGCAAGAGACGUACCAAGCCAUCGAGAAGCACUUCUCUCUGCCUAAGGACGGACUCCUCGCGCUCGCCCACGAAAGUGGCAUGUCGUCCCAUGCUAUUGACGUCGACGAGAAGAGCGGAGAGCUGAGACGCCUAAGCAUGAUCAUCAAGGCGCACCAGAAAUUCCAGGUAGGCAACUACGGGCUCACCUUCUCGUACGAUUUCGCCACGAACAUGACCACAGGGAUCCUGCACGGCACGGGCGUGACUCAAGACGGCGACGACUACGGGCUCUGGAGCGCAUGCCCAGCCGCCGAGAUCUACGAACACAUGAAAGCUGCGCGUCGCCUAUGGACACAUCCGCUGUGUCUGCCAGCGAUCGUGAUGCAGCACCACCUGCUGCGGACGGAUUAUUUCGUAACAGUGACGCUGGGGAACCAGCACACGAAGGUGCAGCACCAGCUGGGCGUGGUCCGCGCUGGUCGUCUCGCGCUCGAGCAGCCGCGCAACAUCGCCGCGGAUAUGCCCGUGCAGCAGGCCAAGGUCAACCUCGCGGAGCUCACGGUGACCAUGAGCGGGCUGAUGUUCGACGUCGUCUGGUACUGCGGCGUGGCAGACUGCCAGUGCGCCUGUAUGAAGCUGCUCCUCGAGGUGCUAGUAGAAUUGGAGGGAAUGAGUGGCGCGCGUUCGCACGAGAUGGGGGCAAAGGUUCGGUACCUGGCUUCAUUGGCGGAAGGGAUAAAAAGGCAGACCAUUGGGAUGAAGGAGAACGGUCAAGCAGACAUGAGCGUCUUACACAGCAUCAUCUCGCAAGUCGACAACCGUCUCAACGCCCGUCUAGCCGCAGCCUCAAGCCAUGACAGCGCCGCUAUGAAGACGCUCGCCUUCCUGACUGCGCUGUUUCUCCCUGGGACUUUCGUAGCCACCAUCUUCAGCACGGAUUUCUUCGACUGGCAGCCUGAAAAUGAUGGCGGCAUGGUCGUAUCAGAGCUGUUCUGGGUGUUUUGGGCGUUCGCUGUACCCCUCACCGUCGUCGUUGCUGUGGGAUGGCGGCUGUGGUGGAGUUUUGAGAAGAAGCGGUUUGAUGAGGACAUUAAGGCCGAGAUCAAGGCCAUUGAUGGCAGUGGUAAUAGUCAUUGAGAAGAGUGUGAAGCAGUCAGUCCUAGAAGAUAAUUAAGAGGAUGGUAUUUAGCAGAAGCAAAGAAUAGACGAAAUGCGGUUGGGCGCUAGAAGAAAUGAUCCCUCAUAUAGUAGAAGAACACUCGCAAGAAGUUUCAUUCAUCAUGACAGUGCUAAUAGCGAUAAUUACUCAGGCCCCUACAUCGUUACACUCCCGUUAAGAGCUCUGGUAGUAGUUUAAUACUCCCAUCUUCCACUGAACGAGUUAUCCCCUGUUGUUAAGCCCAUACGGGAAACUUACUUUCUAUGAUCUUAUGUUAGUUAUUGAACACAGUAGAAGCAGCAGCACAAAGUUACU